UGGUGAAACGAUUGAUUUAUACACAUUUUUCGUUAACAUUUUCUAUGCAGGAAUUAUAAUGGCCAACGCCAGUUUUUAACACACUGAAAUCCUGGAGUCGAUAGGAAUUUUGGACGCACGAGAAAAUGUCUCUGAGACCACAGUUAGGAAAAAAUUCGUUGAAAUUGCUGGUCAGGAUAACUGAUGUGACCCAAUUCCUGCUGGCCACUAUCUGCCUGCUUGAUGCACAUUCAGUGCAGGCGGCAUAUCAACAGACCGGAUGUCAGCCCCACCCAGCGCUAGACCUGGAGCUGUGUCAGCCAAAGGUUGGGGAGGUCCAGUUUGGUGACGUCACAGAGGGGUCAGUGUGUCCGCUGGUCAGAGAAGAUGGGGUCAUUGACCGGAUGGUGUGUAGAGAUGGGGAGUGGAGGAUGGAGGGACACACAGGAUGGGGGCUGCAAGACGUGGCUACAUCCCAAGUAUUCUCAAACCGUCACAAGAGGGACGUCAUCACUCUAGAUGUGUCGUUGGUGCCAGGAAAUCAAAACACAACUACUAUAGAUGACCCCCAGGUGAUCACGUGCCCUCUGGUGGCCGAGCUGUACCCGGCAGAUAAAGGAAAACUGACGACCAAGGUGACCUGGACACUGGCCACAGCUUACGACCCCCAGGAUGGGAAGAUUACACCAGUUCAAGUACAAGGCCAGUCCCCGGGGUCCGACCACCCCGCCGGGAACCACGUGAUCACGUUUGUUGCUAAAGAUUCGUCUGGUCUGACGUCACUCUGUUCAGUCAACUUUACAGUCAAGGUGUAUAGAUGCCCUUUCCAGUCCACCUACCUGUAUAACGGUAGAGCUACCUGUACUAAUGCCGAGGACGCCAACAUCUACGGCAGCGAGUGCCAGUACUCGUGUGACCCAGGCUAUCAGCUGACCGGUGCCUCCAGUGUCCAGUGUCUGAAGAACGAGACGUGGAGCGCGCCAAAACCCACGUGCAAAGCCAUAACUUGUGGACAGCCAAGUCAGGUACAACAUGGAGUCUUUGUCUGCAGCACUCCAGACCUGUCUUAUGGAACUGUCUGCAAUGUGUCUUGUAGUCAGGGCUACUCGGUCAUUGGUGGAAAUGGCAUCACGUGUCUAGCCAACAAAAGUUGGACAUCGCCUGGACAGUGUGUCGUCAAAAGCUGCACUGUCAUGGUGGCACCCAGCAACGGGCAGGUCACGUGUUCUAACGAAAACAUCUUCGGGUCCGUUUGUUCAAUCAAGUGUGACUCUGGCUAUCAACUUGAUGGUGACGUCAUCAGCCAGUGUCUUGGAGACCAAACCUGGAGCGGUCAUCAACCUACGUGUAUACCCAUCUGCCCAAAGCCUCCAGCGGUAAGCCACGGCCAAUACGUCUGCAACGGUCAACGUUCUGGUGACUCAUGUUCGCUCACUUGUGAGUCAGGCUACCUGCGGACAUCACCUGUCAACAUCUACUGCAGCUCUGAGGUCACGUGGUCACAGCCAGGUUAUUGUUUGGACACCGAACCCCCCACCUUCCCGUACGGCUGUACCCCCAACAUGGUGACGUCAGCCCCAGCACUGGGCACGAGCACGCUGGUCAACUACUCACUGCCAGACGUGCUGGACAACUCAGGAGAAAACCUCAAGCUGGUGGGUGACCCAGCAUCAGGGUCAGCGUUUGGUAUCGGCGUUACCAUGGUGACGCUCACAGCAUCAGACAGACAGAACAACACAGUAACAUGCCGGUUUAAUGUCACAGUGAAAAGUCUGUACUGCAAUGACCCCAACACCAGCGCUGAUGGUCAGCUUGUCUACAACUGCAGUGAUGGCUUUGUGUAUGGUGCCGUGUGCAGCGUCACGUGCAGUAACGGCUCCCUGCCUCACGGUGCCAGCAACAUCAGGUGUGAGAAAAUACCUGGCUACGACCAGGUGCAGUGGACGUGGGCAGGAAACGUUGGGCCCUACUGUCAAGAUGUUUGCCAGCCUGGCCAAUUUUCCCCAAACGGAGGUCGUCAGCCCUGCACCCCGUGUGGCCGUGGGACCUUCCAGCCAAACUCUGCUGCAACAUUCUGUGAGAUUUGUCCGUACGGCAUGUCGACACUCAACACUGGAGCCACGUCACAAGACGAGUGUGAAAACUUCGACCUGUUCGUCAUCAUCAACAUGACCUACCCUUACAUCAAGAUCUACGACGACCGACCCCAGCAGCUGACCAUGAUGUCCUGGAUCUACCUGCAGUCCCAGGAGCCCAAGAUGAACCUGGAGUUUUCUCUCCAGCCACGUACUGGCGCCGCGUACCUGACCCUCGAUGCCAUCGGUCUUUACCUGUUGCCAGUCUAUGUGCCAGACAGCAGGAAUAUCAGAAAGUGGUAUCACUUCGCCCUGGUCUAUGUCAACGAGAACGUGACACUGUACCUUGACGGCAAGCCAGUGGCCAAUUUCUUAGGUCUUUGGGUAAAGGACCUUCAGUCAAAGACAAUCAAGUUAACGUUUGAAGGCAACGCUUUCCUCUUUGUUGAAAACAAAAUAAUUCUUAGUUCUGUGCAACUGACGCCAGUGGCCUUAAGUGCACAAGAAGUACAAGAAUUUGUGACGUCAUGUAAAAAGAAAGUUACCCAAAAUGCACUAGGAGCUCAUGUAGUGGAUACGGCUCUCUUAAAACCCAGUUCUUGUGACACCUACAACGACUGUGUUGGGGACCCGUGUGGUGACCAUGGCACCUGCUUUGAUGGACCGGACGACUUUACCUGUGUCUGUGACCAAGGUUGGUCCGGUCGGCGGUGCCAGAUACCACCAGACUACUGCCGGAACAGCGCAUGCGCAAAUGGAUCUUCCUGCGUUAAUCUGGUGGCCGAGAAGAGAUACAGCUGUUCCUGUAUGACAGGAUUCACAGGGCUGUUGUGUGACCAAACUGUCGCCAACGGUGGGUGGGGUGAGUGGAGCACUUGGCGGGCAUGUUCCACUUCCUGUGGCUUAGGUCAAAGGUCAAGAAUUAGACAGUGUGACAACCCCCCACCUGACCAGUACGGACUGGGCUGUCUGGGCCUGGGUGACGAGGUCCAGCUCUGCUAUGGCUUCAAGUGUCCAGUGGACGGCAACUAUGGAGGCUGGUCUGAAUGGUCCCCAUGCAGCGCCUCAUGUGGGGGCGGUACCUCUACACGUAGGCGUGUCUGUGAUAGCCCAGCGGCGAGCAUGGGCGGCACCGAGUGUGACGUCAGCCAAGCCACGAGUUCCAGGAAAUGUAACUCUGUGGAAUGUCCAAAAUGUCUUCCGCUGACCUUACGGUCUGGCCACAAGACACUGGACUGUACAGACAACACCUACAAGACAGAGACGACCUGCAGCAUCGUCUGUAAACCUGGUCUCACUCUGGUGUCUGGUGUGGUCAACAGCUUCAAGUGUGGGAUAGCAAACAGCUACAUGUGGUCCCAUCAAACGGAAUUGAACCCUUCAGCCAUCUUGCCUGACUGCUCAGAGACAAAGCGACCUUCAGCAUUUCAACUAGAGCUGAAGUUUUCUUACAAAAAUAUGAGCAUAUCAUCAUUGCAACAGAUGGAAGACAUUUUACAAGAAAUUCUGGUGGAGAGGGUGGAAUGUAUUAGCGCUGAUAUUUGUUCUUACAACAUGAGUGUUGUUUGUUCAACGUGCAGUGACCGAGACAGGAGCUUGAGUCAAGAUAUUGUAACCGUGGAUGUUCAGGUGAUGUUGGUGGUGAUGAUGAACUUCUCCAGGGAUGCGGGACCGCCAAAAUAUCUGAGCUCACUUUCAGAAUCUGAGCGUGUGGUGGAGGUGGCGGCUGCCAGAUCUUUGUUUCAACUGACCAACAACACUGAGGCGUUACUUCAGCUGAAUGUCAGCCAUGUCCAGUACAAUGUCUCCGUCAUGUCAGCCAAGAUGUCAGCCACAUGUCAGGAUGGUGCUGUACUCGUUGAUGGAUUCUGUGUGGACUGUCCGUCUGGCACACACGUAUCUGUCAACAACGCAUGUGUAGUGUGUAGUAUUGGCUUCUAUCAGAACGAGACUAGAUCGAGGAUCUGUAAAGAAUGCCCUACAUGUAAAAAUACAACUAGUAUUGGCUCGUACCAAAUCGAACAGUGUGAAGCUGUUGGUGGAGUUUGCAAUAGCACCGCCGAGCAUUCAAAUUCAAGCGUACAGACAAUAUCUAUGAUCGUCGGAAUCAUUUGUGGAGCUGGAGCUUUGAUUAUAAUCAUCGUGAUUGUAACCUUGAUCGUAACUAGGAAGAAAAGGAGGAGAAACUCUAUCCCUAACCCUUACGCCAUUCCGGACAAAUACGUCGACGAAGAUCCUUACGCCACACUUCCGGCUGAUAAUCCGUAUGACGUCAUUCCGGACAACCCCACGCAAGAGAAGGACGAAGGGUUUGAAAGUGCCGGCUACAUUUGUGCCGUGGACAAGGUGACUGACAGCUGUGACAGUCAGUUCCUGCACAGUGCCAACACUGCCAACUACCUGCUGGUCAACGGCAGGCCUGAGGUCAGGAAUGUGGACGAUUACUUGAAAGUAGUCGAUGCUUUGAAUGGUAGGCCUACGUCUAACAGCUUGCCCGAUUACUUGCAAAUAAUCGAUGGUGCAAAUGAUGGACCAUUAAAUGACACAUUGGACGAUUACCUACAUGUAAUCGAUGCUGUUAAUAACAGGCAAAUCGACGAUAAUUCAGACGGUUCCAUGGACAAACUUAACAGUCUGAAAGAUUUGGAUGAUGCUGUUGGUGAUGUUUACAAUCCACUCUACACUAAAGUUAAACGAGAGUCAGGUACUAAAGUGGGAAAUAACAAUGCCGUUGUGCCUGAACCGGAAGUUGUUUUUGACAUGGAGGAACGCCCUCCUGACCUACCCCCCAAACGUCAUGUCCUCCCCACAGAUAUGACGGACACAAAGGGAGAUAACACAGAGACUGGAUCAGAUACUGUAGAACAUCAGGUCUACAACACAGCCCUGUAAUACGUGUAGCGAUGAACUUUAGUGGCGAGAGUGGAGGUGGGGAAAUAAGGCCUAGGCGCACUUGUAUGAUAUCUAUACAUAGUUUACUAUAUACAACAAGGUACACUUUAAUAAUGAAAUAAUUCACCAUUAAAUGUUUUAUCAAUUAUUUUUUGUUUGUUUA
Messenger RNA from Physella acuta, 5109 nucleotides. RefSeq lists its product as uncharacterized. The record is from RefSeq and is a predicted model, not a curated record. Gene Ontology annotation, molecular function: calcium ion binding. Lineage: Eukaryota; Metazoa; Mollusca; Gastropoda; Physidae.